AUGUUCAAUAUUAAAUAUAAAUUGAAAGGAAAUAGACUUCUAGCUUAUGUCGGGGUGGGAGUUUGGAUCUUAGCUUUAAAUGUUUAUUUAUAUUGUUAUCAUUUAGAAACUAUAUCUGAUGGGAUUGAAACUAUAAUCGAUACCACCAAUCAACAUCUUCAAUCAUUUAAUAAAGGUAAUAAUGAUGAAUCCUCCACUUCAGAUUCAACUUAUGAUGCCUUUGAUCAACAAGAUCAACCAAAUUCAGGUUAUAAACCUUUAAAUACUUCUAUUUUAUCAACCACUCCUUUUAAACUUUAUAUCGAACAAUAUUUAGAAGAUAAAAGAAACAUCGAUCCCAUCUUUUCAUCUAAUUAUGAAACUAUGUUUAAUAUCAAUGAUGAUAAUUUAAAUACUAAUCCUGAUUUUUAUAAAUUCUUAUCAACUUUAGAUUUUAAUGAUCGUUGUCAAUUAUAUUUUGAAAAUUUAUUUGAUCAUAAUCAAAAUUGGUUUAUAAAUCCUAAUGAAAGAGCUCAAGCUCAUCGAUUUAAUUUUGAUUUCGAUACAUUUUUAAAUGAUAAACGUCGUGAAUUACAAGAACAUUUUAAUGAAGAUAAUGGUAAAAAUAAAAAUGAACAAAUUGAUGAUCAAAAUGCUUUUAAUAAGUAUGUUGAUGAAAAAUAUCAUGAAUAUGCUGAUUCAAUUUAUCAACAAGAACAAACCAUGGUUGAUAGUUUAAGUCAUUUAAGAAUCUUUAAUAAAUGUUAUUUAACUUCCAAUGACAUAAGUCAACAAAAUACCAUUAAAAAUUUCAUUGCUGAACAAAAACAUUUUGGUAAAUCAAUGUUAGUUUUAGAAAAGCAAGAUUUAAAACAUAAAACAACUAAAGCAUCAAAUAACAAAAAUAAGAAAAGAUCGAUCAAAAUUGAUCCUACUAAAGAUUGUUCCAAUUUAGAAGAACGUUUAUACCCAUGGUUAUCCAAUCAUUAUCCAAUCUUUGAAAAAUGGACAGGAGCUGUCGAAUUACAUCCUCCAGUUUUCAAAAAUUCAAAUGCUCGUAAAACAAAUCCAUCAACGGAAUCUCAUUAUGGAUCAUGUUUCUUAAAUAAAUUCAGAAAAUCCUUAAGUGGGAAAGGUAUAGUCCUUACUAUUGGGGACCAACACGUUGAUGAUACCGUUCAUUUAAUUACCUUAUUAAGAGCUCUUCAAAAUACUUUACCUAUUCAAAUUGUUUAUUAUGAUAAUCUUUCGGGUCAUUCCAAAUCAAGAAUCGUAAGAGCUGCUAGAGAAGAAAUGAGAGAUUUACCUGAAUCUUUCGAACAAGUAAGAGAUCAAUUUUCUAAUGAUUAUGAUCGUGGAUUACCUAAACAAGAAGUUUAUUUCGUUAAUACUUAUAGUGUAAUUCAUGAUAAUUAUAAACUGAGAUUCGAACAUUGGGGGAAUAAAUUAUUAGCUACCGUAUUCAAUACAUUUGAAGAAUUCUUAUUAAUUGAUGCUGAUACAAUUUUAUUAAAGAAUCCAGAAUGGUUCUUUUCUAAUAGUAAAUACAGUAAAUCUGGUGCUUUCUUCUUUAGAGAUAGAACUACUAUCCCAACUAGACCUGAUGCUGAUGCAAGAUUCAUUAAAAAAAUGUCUCCAUCCAAACUUGAUGCUAUUAUGUUUGAUUUCCCCUUAAUAACCGACCAUACCCUUGAAUUAGAAUCUAUGCAUGGUUUAUUCCACUUUAUGGAAGCAGGAGCAGUCACUAUUGAUAAGACUCGUCAUUUCACCUCGAUUUUAUUAUUACCCCAAUUAAAUUUCAUGGAAUCAUUUAGACUUUUAAGUCAUGGUGAAAAAGAAUUAUUUUGGCUUUCAUUUGUUGUUAAUGGUGAUGAAGGAUUUACAUUUAAUAAGAAUUUUGCCGCUGCUGCUGGUAAAAAAAGUGCUCCAAAAGUUGUCAACGGUAGAAUCCGUCAAGCUAAAGAAGUUUGUUCAGCACAUCCUGCCCAUGUUGAUGAUGAAACCAGUGAAUUAGUAUGGUUUAACUCUGGUUUCCAUUUCUGUGGGAAAUAUGCAGAUAUCGAUUAUACUCAUGAUAUUGAAGAACAAAAUGGAAGAUAUAAAGAAGGAUUAGAUUCAAUUGAUCUGUUAAAAGCUUAUUAUUAUGAACCACUUGACAUUGAUACUAUUAUUAUUCCUCCCUUUGUAGAUUCUCAAAAAAUGUAUGUUGGUAAUAAUGAAGGUGAACCUCCAAGAGGAUGGGAAAUGAUUCAUGAAUUAUGUAAUCAAUAUCUUUGGUGUGCUUAUAAUACUAUUGGGGGUGCAGAUAAACGUCAAGAAGGGUCACUUAUAAGUGUUGAUGAAGAAAGUCAAAAAUUAUUUAGAUACUAUGGUGAUAUUUGGGUUGGAGUUGAGUAA
Scheffersomyces coipomensis is the source of this 2376-nucleotide messenger RNA. Its product is annotated as alpha-mannosyltransferase. Gene Ontology annotation, molecular function: alpha-1,3-mannosyltransferase activity. The coding region runs from base 1 to 2376 and encodes 791 amino acids. The record is from RefSeq and is a predicted model, not a curated record. Gene Ontology annotation, cellular component: Golgi apparatus. The transcript has a single exon. NCBI's taxonomy places the organism in Eukaryota, Fungi, Ascomycota, Pichiomycetes, Serinales, Debaryomycetaceae. Gene Ontology annotation, biological process: protein O-linked glycosylation.